UCAAUAGAGAAAAAUAUUCGAAAAAAAAUUUAAUGAUUGUCUUAAAAGUUAAUUUGAAUAUAAUUUUCAUUGAUUUUUUUGUUUAAAUUUGGGUGUGGGUGGGUGUGGGGUGUGGGUGUGUAUGAAAAGAACAACUACAACUAAACCCACACCCACACCCACACCCACACCCACACCCACACCCACACCCACACCCCACACCCACACCCCACACCCACACCCACACCCACCCACACCCACACCCACACCCUGGUAAAGGUUAUGGUGUUCAUGUUGAACAAACAGGUAUUUUUCUACCCAUCCCAUUGAAAUAAAUCUUAGAUUGUUUUCUAUUUAUUUAGGUACGCAAGAAGCAAUGGAACGAUAUGGUCAUUUGUUAGAGAAAGCCCUACAAUCACGAAUGCAUGAAGAUAUUCCAUCCGGUUGCGAAGAGUGGAUGUUAAAAAAUGGAAAAGAGAAUAGAGGCAAAAAUUCUACAACAGCAGCAAUAUCAAGUUCUAAAUCACCACUAAACCAACAAUUAUCAUCACCGUCACACAACAAAAUUUCCUUACGAAACGUCGCAUUUGGUGAAAUACCAUCAUCUCCUGGAUAUGUUCUUCAUCAGGCAGUUUCGUCAUGUACGCACAAAAAUGAUUCAUUGAAUCAUGAGCGAGGGUUGAACGUAUGUGCACAAGAUAUAACAACAAGUGAUGAUGAUUUAUCUUUUUUACAUGAUGUUGGUGAAGAAGUUUCAUCAGACGAAGAACUAGAUGUGACGGUUAAGUCAUCAUGGAAUCCUAAAAUAUCAGCAACAAGAAGUACCAAGUCGAAAAAAGGUUUAGUAAAACAAAAAGAAACAUCAACUCCUAAGCGUUUACAUUUGUUGACUAAUGAUGAUGAUACUUUGCAUGAUGAUCAUUUAAUUUUACAACAAAUAUUCGAUUACGUAAAACAAAUCAAUUCAAACGUAUUGAAAUUACAAAAACAUCAACAACAAACAACAAUAAAUUUAGAUCGUCUAGAAAAAUUUUUAAAUAUAUUAUGUAAUAAUCAAAAGAAAAUUGCUAAAAGUUUGGUUAAACACAGGAUACCAAUUACUCUCGAGAAUGACAAUAGAAGUGUUGAAAUUGAUGGUGAACAAUCUGGUAAUCAGUAUGUAACAUUUGUCAGAGGUGAUGGCUCUGUCGUAGAACUAUUGUCUGUACCAGGCAAUAAACAAAAUACAAUCAAAUAUGCGUUGAAGUUAAUAGAUGUUUUGUUUACAGACAUACAAGAUUUUCAAAAUAUCAAUGUGAAGAAAGCUGAUGAAGAUCCACGUAUAAAAUCUAUUUAUACGGCUGUGAAACGAAAAUUCGAUUAUUCUGCGGAUGAAAUGUCUUGUGUUUGGCCUCCAAUACACGAUUCUAUUUUAAGUAAACGUCGCAAUGAACAAAAAAAAUUAAAAAUAUCUACAGAUACAAGUAAUGUAUCAUCGUUUCUUAUAUAUACUUUACCACUUUUAUCAUUUCUACAGAUUUCACCAAUCAAACCAUGUCAACUUCAGUAA
Molecule: messenger RNA, 1528 nt
Organism: Rotaria sordida
Lineage: Eukaryota; Metazoa; Rotifera; Eurotatoria; Philodinida; Philodinidae
Source: the annotation of a GenBank genome assembly